UACACGUCGACCGCUAUGCUCACAGCUUAUGCCAAAGCAAAACCAGAAGAAAAAGAAGAAGCGCCAAUGGCCAAGGGUCGCAAAUUCCCCACCACGACCCGAACCGACCGCUUCUUGGGAAUGGGAACCUACUCCUCCCAAGCCUCCGCCGCCACAGAGCUGUCGGAGUUCCGGGAAGAGGACGUGUGGUCCACGUCGGAAGACCGUGACAGAGAUGUGAAUGCCUACCCCGGCGAGUGGGAGGCACUCGCGCCGCCGCGUCGUCGGAGCAGCAGGGAGCUGCAGGGGCACCGCCACGUGGGGGGUUUGUCCCUUGCGUUCGAGGAUGGGUCCGGUGGUGCUGGUACGAGGAUCGUGCACCACCAGUACCGCGCGCAGCACGACGCCGUUUCGCACCAACACCAAAUGGCUACGUCAGCACCCGUGAACGUUCCCGACUGGAGCAAGAUCCUCCGGGUCGACUCGCUGCACGAGAUGGACGACGUCUUCGACGACAACAACAACGAGUCGGAGAUGGUUCCGCCGCACGAGUACUUGGCGCGCAGCCGCAAGAUGGCCGCGAACUCGGUUUUCGAAGGGGUUGGUCGCACGUUAAAGGGCCGCGACAUGAGAAGAGUUCGCGACGCCGUUUGGAGCCAGACCGGGUUCGACGGCUGAGUUCCUCGCUCCGGUUCGCUACUUGUAAUUCAAUCGAUAAAUCCUUUAUAAUUACUAUUAUGGUAAUGGGUGGUGGUGGUGGUUAAUUAAAAAUUUUGGGGAAAUUUCAAAAAGUGAAACAAAUAGGAUUUAGUUUUUUGGGGUUGUUAUUAAAAUUGGAUGGGUGAUGGGUGGGCAAUGAUUGGGUUCGGUGGAUUCGGGUUAAGAGAGUCCGAGUCUGUGGCCAGUGAGCCUAAGCAUAUAUAUUGGUGGGGAAAAAUGGAAUUUGAUCAAAAUCACUCUAGUUUUGUUUUUGGAUAAAUCUGUAUUCCAUUUCCAGGUACCACAUGUGGAAGGAUAUGAUGUGAUAAAAUCUGAAAAGGAAAAAUCACUAUUCUGUUUUGGGAUAAAUUUGUAUUCCGGUUCUGCUUGUUAGCAGUACGUAAAUCCACAGCAAACACAUGGAAUUAGAAAGGUAUCAUUCAUUUAACUAGCAUGUAAUCCAGCCACACCUUUGUUUGUGUUCUUAAAUCAGAUAAAAUUGAGGUGUAAAUUGUAAUAAUUAA
Messenger RNA from Glycine soja, 1202 nucleotides. RefSeq lists its product as uncharacterized. NCBI's taxonomy places the organism in Eukaryota, Viridiplantae, Streptophyta, Magnoliopsida, Fabales, Fabaceae. The transcript has a single exon. The record is from RefSeq and is a predicted model, not a curated record. Bases 16 to 657 code for a protein of 213 amino acids.